AUGACGCCACCCGCGACACCCAAUGGCUCGCAGGAAGAUCUGGCUGCGCAGAUGCCGCCGCCAGUAUUCCACAACUUCCUGCGGGCCUUCUACCCUUUCCACCCGAGCUAUGCCAUGACCGAUUCGAGCGUCACCCUGCCAUUGAAUGAGGGCGACGUCAUCCUCGUGCACUCUAUCCACACCAACGGAUGGGCCGAUGGCACUUUGUUGGUAUCGGGCGCAAGAGGAUGGCUUCCUACCAACUACUGCGAAGCAUACGAUCCCGAGGAGAUGCGGAAUCUUUUGAAAGCGUUGCUCAACUUCUGGGACUUGCUGCGCAGCACUUCAGUCAAUGACAGCGAAAUCUUUGGAAACCAGGAGUUCAUGAAGGGCAUCAUAGCUGGAGUGCGAUAUCUUCUGGAACGCACACACUGCUUGACGAAAGAAUCAGCCAUCAUCACCCGCAACGAAAACCUGAGGCGCGUGAGGAAAACAUUACUCUCCGAGCUGUCAGCUCUAGUGAAGACAGCAAAGAGGCUACAGGAAGCGCAACGGGGUGUCUUGAACCCCCCGGAGGACAUUAACGACAUCAUCGACGAGAUGAUUCUCAAGGCCUUCAAGAUCGUAACCAAAGGCGUGCGGUUCUUCGAUAUCCUCGAAGACGAUCGACGACAACGAGCCCCCGCGGUGACCGUCAUGGCGACCGUCAUCGAAGAAUCCUACGUCCCCCCGACGCCACCUGCAGAUCAGACUAAGUUUGAUGGAAACCACCAUGCAGCGUCCCGAAUGACAAACGGAACACCCGCCAGGGGUGCGCCAUCUCAGCCGGUCGCCGACGCAGGACAGCCGUCUCCCGCACCAGCGAACAGGCGUCUGUCGACUCUUUAUUCGCCUGCCAGCCCCAACUCGCACCGAUUGUCUCAGAAUGUCCAACGGCUGUCAUCUACCAUUUCGCAUCGCGUCUCAUUGGCUGGGCCUUCGCCGCUGUCAAGACCGCAUCACCUUGUCUCGGAACGCCUCAACAAGAGCCACGACACCUUUUUGUCCCACCUGGGCUCGUUCAUUGGUCGUCUGCAUCUGCAGUCUCAAUCUCGGCCGGAAUUGGCGUUCGCCAUCAAACUCUCAGCCACCUCCGGCGGUGAGCUUUUGGCCGUCGUCGAUGUUGUUUGUGGACAUGGCACCAGCUCGCCCAUGCUUUCUCGCGCUCGGGAAAUGAUGUUCGAGCGGAUUCGAGAGUUGGUUUCGGCGGCAGGUCAGAUCAUCCGUCACGCAGUGUUGCAAGACGCCGACGUCCUUAUGCCGCAGGACAACAGCCUCCUGCUAAUGGCGGCAACUGGCUGCGUCAAGGCAGCAGGCGAGUGCGUGGCCAAGACUAAAUGGGUGAUUGAGCGCGUAGGCGACUUCGAGUGCGAGUUCGAGGCCGGUGAACUGGGCAUCGACCUCAGCGUGUUGGACCUUGCUCCGGAACCUCAUUACCGACGACCUUCUAUCGCACCGUCUCUCGCGGAGACUGCAACGACUGAGGCGACUAGCGUCGCAGAGUCAUUUAGGAGUACUGACUCUGUCAUGUCUGUUGUGCCGCCAACGCCCCACCGACUUGUCGCGAACGACAAGCCGUUGCCUCAACUUCCGCAGACCGAAUCACCGGCAGAUGAAGACUCUCGACGCCGUCGGCCAUCAUCUCAAAACUCUACCGGGCAAAAUUCACGACCGUCCUCUCUUACCGAUGACAACAACUCGAGCGUUGCGUCCUCCAUUUCGUCAAUUCGCCCGACUCUACCUCCACUUCCCAAACUCUCUACAUCCCUGCUUCAGGGAGAUGAGUAUGGCUCCAUUGAAAACGUGGGCAACGAAAGUGACUACUCCAAUCGCUCUCGUGUUGACAGCAUGACGGCCUCCAGUGCUGGCAGCAGCAGCACAUACCUAAGCCGGGACUCGGAAGCAAGCCUUGUUUCCCAAACCUCCACUCGUGCGACAACUCCGGACCACACCUUGGCCCCGAAGAGCAAGCCGUCCAUGUCAGAGCUUAGCAACGCUGGCAGUGCGAACAACCAUGAGGAGGUUGACGAUCUCGAGUCGAGGAUGCUCGAGAAGACCUACGCUCACGAGCUCAUGUUCAACAAGGAGGGCCAGGUUACCGGCGGCUCCCUCGCCGCCCUCGUCGAGCGCCUGACAACGCACGAGUCUACUCCCGACGCGACCUUCGUUUCGACAUUUUAUCUUACGUUCCGUUUGUUCUGCAGCCCCAUCAAGUUGGCUGAGACUCUAAUUGACCGAUUCCACUACGUUGCCGAGGCACCUCACAUGGCUGGCCCGGUCCGACUGCGCGUUUACAAUGCCUUCAAGGGAUGGCUCGAGUCUCACUGGCGUGACGAGACCGAUCGCGAAGCUCUUAGUCUGAUUGAGCCUUUCGCUGAGUUUGAGCUCGGAGGUGUGCUUCCUUCUGCAGGCCGGCGUCUUCUGGAGUUGGCUCAGCGCGUCUCGAACGACGGCUCGCUCGUUCCUAGACUGGUGUCUUCCAUGGGCAAGACCAACACGUCAAUCGCCCAAUAUGUUCCGGCCGACACACCACACCCACAGGUGGCCAUCACCAAGAGCCAAUUCUCGCAUCUCUUGUCCUGGAAGAACGGCGGCAGCAACCCUACAAUUCUCGAUUUCGACCCACUCGAGAUUGCUCGUCAGCUCACCAUUAAGCAGAUGAACAUCUUCUGCUCGAUCAUGCCCGAGGAGCUGCUCGCAUCGCAGUGGAUGAAGAAGGGCGGUGUUAACGCUCCCAACGUCAAGGCCAUGUCUGCGUUGUCCACCGAUCUGUCCAACCUGGUUGCGGAGACCAUUCUCCAGUACUCCGAGGUCAAGAAGCGAGCUGCGGUUAUCAAGCAGUGGAUCAAGGUUGCCCACCAAUGCCUCGAGCUUCACAACUAUGACGGUCUCAUGGCCAUUAUCUGCAGCUUGAACAGCAGUACUAUCAGCCGUCUCCGAAAGACUUGGGACGCUGUCUCUGUCAAGCGCCGCGAGAUGCUCCGCACGCUCCAGGCGAUUGUCGAGCCUGCCCAAAACAACAAGGUUCUUCGAACCCGUCUUCACGAUCACGUCCCCCCUUGCUUGCCCUUCCUCGGCAUGUAUCUGACCGAUUUGACGUUUGUUGAUAUCGGAAACCCCGCCACGAAGCAGAUUCCCACUCUCAGUGGUGAUGGCUGCGAGGAGAAUGGUGGUGGCUUGACUGUGGUGAACUUCGACAAACACACCAGAACGGCGAAGAUCAUUGGUGAACUUCAGCGGUUCCAGAUCCCAUACCGACUCAACGAACUUCCUGAGAUGCAGGACUGGAUAACGGCUCAGAUCGUCCGCCUGCGCGAGAGCGACCAAGGCAACGUCCAGGUCAGCUACUACCGCAAGAGUCUGCUGCUGGAGCCCCGCGAGUUGGCCAUGCGUGCUCCGGUUGAGCCUCAGGCCAGCACCACGAGCAACACCCAGCAAAGCGCCAACCUCUUUGGCUGGAUGAGCCGAGACCGUGGCGCGGCCACACCCACCCCGGCCUCUUGA
This is a messenger RNA of Colletotrichum karsti, 3522 nucleotides long. RefSeq lists its product as uncharacterized. Gene Ontology annotation, cellular component: plasma membrane. NCBI's taxonomy places the organism in Eukaryota, Fungi, Ascomycota, Sordariomycetes, Glomerellales, Glomerellaceae. Gene Ontology annotation, molecular function: protein binding; guanyl-nucleotide exchange factor activity. The transcript has 2 exons. Bases 1 to 3522 code for a protein of 1173 amino acids. Gene Ontology annotation, biological process: Ras protein signal transduction; positive regulation of GTPase activity. The record is from RefSeq and is a predicted model, not a curated record.